Molecule: messenger RNA, 2108 nt
Organism: Boeremia exigua
Lineage: Eukaryota; Fungi; Ascomycota; Dothideomycetes; Pleosporales; Didymellaceae
Exons: 1
Coding region: 302-1855 (517 amino acids)
Source: RefSeq, a predicted model, not a curated record
ACACGCGACACUCUUCGAGGCACCAGCAGAGUUCAUUUUGUGUGUUCUAAGGCAAAAACGGAAUCCAGUAUUACUACUCUCCUCGAAGCAGGCAGCAGUGGGUCGGGGGCUGAAGAAGAACGUCAUCGAACCUUCCAUUUUGGUGUGACUCGAACAACUCAAUGGCUCUUGCAAAUAGGAAUAUUCCUUUUUCUUACAAUAUCGGACUUCCUUGAGCGGCAAGAGACUUGUUGCAGAUUUUAGUUGGUUUCGUUCCUUCAAUCUGACAUACUGCGAUCGACAAUCGCUCAUUACUUUGGCCAUGACCGAGUCAAUCUCAUCAAGCCUCAGCCAUCUGGACCUCGAGACAGAUGCAACAAGCAUAAGUAACUGCAGUGCGGGCAAUGAAAAUGGCAAAGAUCUCGAGGCUACUGUUCAGGACCUCAUCCAUCGGUGCCAAACGUUAUACGAGGAAGUGGAAACCUAUGUCGAAGCUGUCAUUGAGCGUCAGAAGAUCACGAGGGUCCACCAUCCAGUCGAAUACCGGAAUCUUCGCAACGAUUUCAAGAACGAGCUCGCGUUCCUCAAGAAGAUUGUGAACUCUGGUAAGACCGAGGAGAAGGUGCGCCACUUCAUCGUUUCCUCGAAUCUUACCUACUAUGAGGCACUAUGGAGCGCCGCGAAACGAUCCAUCGGCCUACAAGCUUUCCGGAAAUACUAUUUCUGGGAUCGACUCAAAGCACCGGCCGGUAAACGCACACUCAAAGGCCUAAGCCUCGGGAAAGGAGGCAUAGGGAAAGGGAAAACAGCAGCGCUGGUGGAUAUCGUUGCAGACGAAGGCAGGGAGUGGAUUCGCGUAUCGACUGUUUCAGAGAAAAGGAUCAUCUUUGACCUCGCGAAAUUAGGCUGGGUCAAUGACUCCGAUUCAGACGAGGACAUGCCAGACCCUCGCAUAGACAACUGGGAGGACGACGAUGAUGAAGACCAGGUUGAUGUUGUGAGAAACGCGCGAGAGCUCGCACGAGCUGCAAAAGCGAAUCCGAUACAGGGACGACCACCACAAGUACGCUUUGUGCUCACCCGCAUUGUAGCUGGAAAGAUGAAAGAAGUUGACGGCAUCAUUGCGAAAAUCAGGGCGACUGGAGCGAUCGUGCAGUGUGCUGAAGACAUACCUCCGGCGCAACCUUUACAGGCCGUUUUGAACGAUCUAUUGGUGGACCGAACACGGGCACUGUCUGAGACGCUAAACAUCGACUGCACCGUUCUUCUUGCUCUUAUUUCUGACAUAUCUCACAAACCCUGCCCGAUCCUGGAUUGGUACCCUGUCGAAGUCAAAGCUCAAAUCAAAGAAGAAGCUGGCGAGAAUCUGUUGCCGACCCAUCUAUACCCUGCAAUUGGCUCACACUCCAUGGUAUGCACCCAGGAAGCCGCCGACCAGAUGAACCUCAUCGUCGAGACGCUCGCCACCGAUGCCGAAAAGCGGCGCGCACAACUCCUCAUCGCGCAAGGCGACUGCGAAGGCCGUACAACCGAAGACCUCAUAACAGAAUGGGCGUCCAUGUCCGAUCAUCCAGUCCCUGCUGGCUUGAAGCUGCCUAUACGCGUCGUCCCGAGCAACAUCGACAAAAUCGCUGCCCAGCUGCCCGCUGCAGCGCGUAAAGUCCAGGGCGAGAUGACCCGGCUGAAUGCCGCAAUUUUCUUCUACGGCUGGGCUGAGGGCCUCACGACGUUGAGCUCGAAUCGCGCGCGAGCUCGCCAGAUCGAGCACGCGAUUAACCAGCACGGGCUUGAGGACGGCGAGGCCGGUCCGCAUAUAUGGCUCUGCGGCGAGUCGAGAAGUCUGAUUGCGAAACAUGGCCGCAGAGCGCCGAGGUGAGUGAGCGACCUGCCGUAGACUCUGUACCAGACUGACAUGACUGGGUCAGUUUGCAUGUGGGAAGGCAUUGAAGUGAACACGGCAAAAGGCAACGAUCAUCCAAAGGGAUGGCCAACACAGCACAGCAUUAGACGCAGUCUUACAUCAAUAUUCUUUGCCUCAUAUCAUCGCACCAAUGUGCACCUCGCAGUAAUCUCACGCGUCACGUAAAAAAAACAGGACCCACCACCAAACCCUUCCUCAACCUUGUCAA